Messenger RNA from Cervus elaphus (red deer), 344 nucleotides. RefSeq names its product protein FAM32A-like. The coding region runs from base 1 to 339 and encodes 112 amino acids. The transcript has a single exon. Gene Ontology annotation, cellular component: nucleolus. The record is from RefSeq and is a predicted model, not a curated record. NCBI's taxonomy places the organism in Eukaryota, Metazoa, Chordata, Mammalia, Artiodactyla, Cervidae.
AUGGACGCCUAUGAGCAGGUCCAAAAGAGACCCCUGAAGCUGAAAGGAGUCACAGAGCUCGGCGUGACCAAGCGGAAGAAGAAAAAGGACAAAGACAAGGCAAAACUCCUGGAAACGAUGGGCAAAAUCCAGAAGAACCAGGAGGAGGAGCUGAGGCGCCACCUCGACAAGCAGACCCCAGCCCAGGUGGCCUUUGAGAAGGUGCAGGAGAAGCGACAAAUGGAGAGGAUCCUGAAGAAAGCAUCCAAAACCCACAAGCAGAGAGUGGAGGACUUCAACAGACACCUGGACACGCUCACGGAGCACUAUGACAUUCCCAAGGUCAGCUGGACCAAGUAGCCGCC